UAAGAAGCCCACUGUGGGCUGUGCUGGCGGUGCAAGGACCUCACCACCUCAGAGCAGUGGUCCUCACACCUCUCUGACCCUCAAGAGGAGUCUUGAACAGGGUGUUAGCCAUGUCCCAGCUGGUGGAGUGUGUCCCCAACUUCUCAGAGGGGAACAACAAGGAGGUGAUUGAUGCCAUCUCAGGGGCCAUCACGCAGACCGCAGGCUGUGUGCUGCUGGACGUGGACUCAGGCCCAUCCACCAACCGCACCGUCUACACCUUCGUGGGGCGGCCGGAGUGUGUGGUCAAGGGUGCACUCAACGCCGCCCACACGGCCUGGCGGCUCAUCGACAUGACCAAGCACCACGGGGAGCACCCUCGCAUGGGCGCCCUGGACGUCUGCCCCUUUAUCCCAGUGAGGGGUGUCAGCAUGGAGGACUGCGUGCGCUGUGCCCAGGCCUUCGGCCAGCAGCUGGCGGAGGAGCUCAGCGUGCCCGUGUACCUGUAUGGUGAGGCAGCGCGGACGGCCAGUCGCCGCACCCUGCCGGCCAUCCGGACAGGAGAGUACGAGGGGCUGCCUGAGAAGCUCAAGCAGGCCGAGUGGGCCCCUGAUUUUGGCCCGAGCACCUUCGUCCCCAGCUGGGGGGCCACUGUCACGGGGGCCCGGAAGUUCCUCAUUGCCUUCAAUGUCAACCUGCUAGCCACCAAGGAGCAGGCCCACCGCAUUGCCCUCAACCUGCGGGAGCAAGGCCGUGGAAAGGAGCAGCCAGGCCGUCUGAAGAAGGUGCAGGGCAUCGGCUGGUACCUGGAAGAGAAGAACCUGGCUCAGGUGUCCAUGAACCUCCUGGACUUUGAGGUCAUGGGCCUGCACACGGUCUUCGAGGAGACCUGCAGGGAAGCACAGGAGCUGAGCCUUCCCGUGGUGGGCUCGCAGCUGGUGGGCCUGGUGCCCCUGCAGGCCCUGCUGGACGCUGCUGCCUUCUACUGCCACAGGGAGAACCUGUUUGUGUUGGAAGAGGAGCAUCGGAUCAGGCUGGUGGUCAGCAGGCUCGGCCUGGACUCCCUGGCACCCUUCAAUCCCAAAGAGCGUGUCAUUGAGUACUUAGUCUCCGAUGGCCCAGCGCAGAGCUUGCUGGACUUGUCCCUCCGUGACUUUUUCCGUGAGGUGGGCGCCCGCUCAGCGGCCCCAGGUGGUGGCUCAGUGGCGGCAGCUGCUGGUGCCAUGGGUGCAGCCCUGGCCUGCAUGGCUGGCCAGAUGACCUACGGGCGGCGCCGCUUCGAACACCUGGAUGCGGCCAUGCGGCAGCUGAUCCCACCCUUCCACAAGGCAGUGGCCCAGCUGGCCUCUCUGGUGGACGCUGACGCCCAGGCCUUUGCUGCCUGCCUGGAGGUGAUGAAACUGCCCAGAAACACACCAGAGGAGGGGGACAGACGUGCAGCUGCCCUGCAAGAGCGACUGAAGCAGGCAGUCGAAGUGCCCCUGGCGCUGGCAGAGAGAGUGUCCCUGCUGUGGCCAGUACUGCAGGAGCUGGCCUGCUUUGGGAACCUGGCCUGCCGGUCCGACCUGCAGGUGGCAGCCAAAGCCUUGGAGACAAGCGUGUUUGGUGCGUACUUCAACGUGCUCACCAACCUCCAAGAUAUGGCUGAUGAGGCGUUCAGAGACCAGACCCGCCAGCGCAUCUCCAGCCUCCUGCAGGAAGCCAAGACCCAGGCUGCGCAGGUGCUGGACAACCUGGAGGCCCGGCAGGCAUAACGGCUGGCGAGAGUGACAAACAGCGGGGACCUUCCUGUCCAACCUGUUAGGAUGGGCCCGAGGUUGUCCUCUGGUGUCAGAGGAGGUAAACGGAGAACAGGGUGGGGCUUGGGGCAGGGCCUGUCUGGGUCCCCUGUGGGGACAGCUUGUCACCCAUGGUUGCCUGUGGCCCCCAGUAAAGUCUGAACACCUGA
Chinchilla lanigera (long-tailed chinchilla) is the source of this 1927-nucleotide messenger RNA. RefSeq names its product formimidoyltransferase cyclodeaminase (gene Ftcd). Gene Ontology annotation, molecular function: folic acid binding; transferase activity. Lineage: Eukaryota; Metazoa; Chordata; Mammalia; Rodentia; Chinchillidae. The record is from RefSeq and is a predicted model, not a curated record. The transcript is spliced from 14 exons. Bases 111 to 1733 code for a protein of 540 amino acids.